CGCCUUUGGGCAGCGUUUAUUCGAGGGGUCCUCGACGGCGGUGAAUGGCGGUCCAAACCUCGAAUUACAACCUUUAUUCAUUGUGCAAAUUAUCGUGGAUUAGACCUCCUUUUUUCCCAAACCUCAACUAGUUCCCCGAAACCGGAACUCGCAAGACAGACAUCAUGUUUAAGUGGGCUCAACAACAGCUUGCCAAUGUCGCCGGCACGCAGGAGCCCAUCUACGGUCCCUCCGCCAUCAAGUCGGUCGCCGAAGAGGCUGAGACAACGCCCUACACUGAGCUCACCAGGGACGAUUUAAAAUGGCGGGCUAUGGAGUCGACAUGCGUCGAAACGCAGACCUUCUACUUCGUGUCCGACAGUGGGCAGCUCGCCUUUGCCCAGGUCAUCUAUAGUAACGUGGCCGGCAUCCGCACUACCUGCCAGUUCAACUGCAAGGUCUUCAGCCUCGACGGCUCGAAGCCCCACUUGUGGUCCUCGACACCAUUGAGUAAUCACGGCUUUAGCGAAGACUAUACCGCGUUUUACGCCGAUGACUGCGCCGUCGAGCUCUCCGAGGAUGGAACCACGUACACGAUCAAGUCGCUGAAUGACGAGCAGGCCAUCGUUAACCUGACAGUCAAGCGGACGGCUCCGGGUUUCAAGGCUGGAAAGACUGGCACCACACUGUUUGGCACCGACCUUUCCAACCCUUGGGGGUCCAUGCGCCACGUCUUUUGGCCGAGGUGCACUGCGGAGGGCACUAUCAUGACCAAGGACGGCCCCAUCGACUUCAAGGGCAGGGCUUUCUUGUCUCAUGCGCUGCAGGGCAUGAAGCCCCAUCAUGCCGCGGCAAAGUGGAACUUUUGCAACUUCCAGGGACCAACUUAUUCCGCCAUUCUCAUGCAGUUCACCACUCCGCCGUCGUACGGCUCGACCGUGGUGAGUGUAGGUGUCAUUGCUAAGGAUGGCGAGAUCGUUGUCGGCGGUUGCAAGAGCGACGUCACGCAUAUCCAGACCAACAGCGACAGUGAGAAUGACUGGCCGGAGCCGACGACCAUUAAGUACACAUGGGCCGGGACGACCAAGGAUGGAAAACCGGUGGAAGCCUUCAUUGAGGGCGGUCUCGAAGAUCGCCUAGACAGGAUAGACGUCAUGGCUGAGGUGCCUGGUUUCGUAAAGAAGAUUGUGGCUGGAGCCGCAGGAACGAAACCGUACAUCUACCAGUACUCCCCGCAAAAGACAAAGCUCUCUCUGAAGCUCAAGAUCGGAGACGAGGAGGUCACCGAGGAGGGCUUCGUCUUUGCCGAGGCGACCUUUAUUUCAGAAUAGACGGCGUCCCUCGGCUAGCUACCAGGGCUUUGGGUACGUAUACCCUGGGAAGCAAUUGUCAGGAUCGGCGUUGGGGUGGUUUCUAGAAGCUGGACACUCGCUCUACAUAAUACACGACCCACAGAGACUGGGGUACAAGACACAGGACUUGGCCUAGAUUUGCGGGAUGUUGCGUCGAUAUCGCGUACCUUAAUGAUGAACAAACCCCU
This is a messenger RNA of Thermothelomyces thermophilus ATCC 42464, 1519 nucleotides long. RefSeq lists its product as uncharacterized. Lineage: Eukaryota; Fungi; Ascomycota; Sordariomycetes; Sordariales; Chaetomiaceae. The record is from RefSeq and is a predicted model, not a curated record. The transcript has 4 exons. The coding region runs from base 165 to 1310 and encodes 381 amino acids. Gene Ontology annotation, biological process: response to oxidative stress. Gene Ontology annotation, cellular component: cytoplasm.